Messenger RNA from Kuraishia capsulata CBS 1993, 1668 nucleotides. RefSeq lists its product as uncharacterized. The coding region runs from base 1 to 1668 and encodes 555 amino acids. Lineage: Eukaryota; Fungi; Ascomycota; Pichiomycetes; Pichiales; Pichiaceae. The transcript has a single exon. The record is from RefSeq and is a predicted model, not a curated record.
AUGAUGGUGCCCUUUGACGUUGAAGAUUGGCAAAAGAAGGCGGCCGAGAGGAGGGGGUUGCUGACUUAUCCGAGGGAAUGGGUUCUACCUGCCAUCUACCUGGAGGAUAUUGGCCAGAAUUCUACUAGGUCGGUUAUCGAUGUUCCUGCCGAAUGUGGAAUUUUGACUAGUCACGAGCUUGAAAUAACAGAAACCAGAGCUACCCCUCUUCUGACUAAACUGAGGAGUGGUGAGUGGAAGAGCGAAGACGUCACACUGGCUUUCUGCAAGAGAGCAGUGAUAGCCCAUCAGCUGACCAACUGUCUUACCUCUCUGUUUCUAGAGGAAGCCUUAAAGAGAGCCAGAGAACUUGAUAGAAUUCUUCAAGAGACUGGUAAACCUGUUGGACCUUUCCAUGGGCUUCCCAUUUCUUUAAAGGAGAUCUUCAAUGUAAAUGGUGCAGAUACCACCUUUGGUUUUGUGUCCUGGGUUGGAAACUACAAGGACGAGGACGGGCUUACCGUGAAGUUGUUGAAGGAGCGAGGAGCAGUCCCUUUUGUGAAGACAAACAUUGCUCAGGGGUGUCUGAUUGUCGAGGGACUUAAUAAUUUAUUUGGAACAACCAAGAACCCACACAAUCUUUCACUGACUCCGGCUGGAAGUUCUUCCGGUGAGGGCGCUCUUAUUGCAAUGAGAGGAUCACCGCUUGGUGUUGGAACCGAUGGUGGUGGGUCUAUCAGACUUCCUGCUCAUUCUAAUGGAGUCUAUGGGUUUAUGCCAUCCACCCAUAGAGUCUCAAGCGGAGGAAUUGCCGAGGGUAAAGGCGGACUGACCUGGGUCAGAGGCCAAAUUGGUCCUCUUUCCACGGACGUUGAUUCUUUGGAAACUUGGAUUAAGGCAAUGAUUGGAAGCAAAAUUGCUGAUCAGGACUUUUGCUGUUCUCCUCUGGAAUGGAGAGAGCCGCAGCUUUCUGAGUCUUUGACCAUUGGCGUUAUCUACCAGGACAACGUUGUUGAGACCACAAGUUCCAUGAUUCGUCCUUUGAAAAAUACUUGCGAACGUCUCAGGGAACUAGGCCACAAAAUUGUCGAGAUUGAUAUUGGAAAUUUACAUCGGGAGAUUACUGAAACAGUCUUUCGGUUCUACGUUGCUGAUGGGCAAGAGGGCUACCAGAAAUCCAUUGCAGCUAGUGGUGAGCCUUACAUCUCAAGAUGUUGCGGCAGUGAGUGUGAGAGGCCAAUGACUAUUUCUGAGGUUCACGAGAUGGACAGAAAAGCGCGGUUGUUUUCAAAGAAGUAUCUUGAAAUAUUUGUCGAAAAUGGUCUGGAUGCAAUUUUAACCCCAAGCUCUCCAACCCCAGCCGCACCUCAUGGGAUGUACUCCACCAACUCUCUCUCAGCUGUCUACAACCUUCUAGGGUAUGCAGCUGGUAUCAUUCCUAUCGGAAAAAUUGACCUCGUAAAAGAUGCUCCAACUAAGGAGUAUCUUCGCAAAGAACCUUUUGCUGAUCUCAACGUGUUUCCUGUGUUUCCAUACGAUAAGUACGACUCUUAUGUCAGAAAGGAAUUAUAUGCAGAGAUUGGCAAGUUCAAGAAUGCACCAACCUCCAUUCAAGUUGUUGGAAGGAAGUUCACAGACGAGAAAGUUUUAAGGAUCAUGAAGGUUAUUGAUGUGGCUAUAAAUGGUUGA